GAAUCAAUAAGAAGAAUAUUAAGAAAACUCUCCUAAACUCUAAUCUCCCUAUCCUCUCAAUUCUCGUUCUCAAUCUCUCUAAAGGCCUAGGCCGAUUCUCUAUCUUUCUCUUCUCAAAUCCCUAAUUCUGUUCUUAAUCCCUAAAUCACCAAUUCCCGAUAGAACCCUAAUCUCGGGUUCUAUCAUGAUGUUCUCAGAAGCAUUUAAUAGAGAUCUUGAUCGAGAGCCCGAAAGUCUCAAGCAGGUGAACCCCCAUAUUUGGUCAAAAUACAUUAUAGACAUGUAUCAAAGUAAACAUGUAUACGAAUCGAUUAUUUUGUAGGAUGAAUCGAGAGUCCAUAAUACGAAUAAAUUGAACCAUAAUUAUAUUUUACAAAUUUUCUCCCGCAAUAAAAUUGUUAAUAAAAAUUAUAUUAUCAUAGUUUUUCUAAAAAAUUUGAACCCACCUUACAAUGAAUCCCUCGAAACCAUGUAGAACAAAUCUAAUCCAAAAAUUGCAGAAAAUAAAUUUGGGAAAGAGAGGCUGCGACAAUCUAGGGUAAAAUUGCUAAACAUAGUAAUACCAAGCAUCUCUUUCUUGCGAAUGAUGAGGAGCAAGCAACAAAACCAUAGGAAUGUUAGGUUCACAGGCAAAGAAAUCCUGAAGAACAAAGAAAAAGAUCAAUGGAACUUUUGUAAAAUAAAAAGAGAGAAAACAAAAACAAAAUUUAUCAACAAAUAUUUCCAUGUACCCAGAUAAACAUAAUUUUCCAUAUACAGAAAAUAAAAAAUAAAAAAAACCUCAAAAUUAUCUAUCCCCUCCUCCAAGCAAGACAGAGGCUGCAGCCUUCUUGUUUUUCUCAUACCAUAGUAUUUCAUGGCAUGACAGAAGAACAAUUGGGAGGCAAUAAAGAAGCAGAAGAAGACAAGAAAAAAAAAACAUUGAUUCACCAUCAUCUCGAAUCACGACUACAUUCGUGCGCAUAAUUGUUCAUGUGGAUUAUACAAAAAAAAACAGCAAGGUUAUGACCGUUUCUCGAUGAAAGCUGAAGAAAUUAGUUAUUUCUGUUGAUUCGAGCAUCCUUCGGUCUUUCUGCAUCGGGAGGAACAAAGGGGCGAGAGAAAAGUUCGAGUUUUAGGUGUUGUGUUUGAUUGAUUAAAAGAAGAAGAAAAAAAAAAGAGGAUUAAUUAUCAGGGAGGCAACAAGAAUGAGGGUGGCAUCAGCUUUGAACAUGAAGAAGGAGGUGUUGGAAAAUCUGAUAAUAGGUGGAGGGCUGAUUCUGGUGCAAUUUGUGUAUGCUGGGAAUUCAGUUCUGUUGAGCUAUUUGAUGUCUCUUGGGCUUACCCCUCUCACCAUUGUCAUCUUCUCCACUUUUGCCACAUUCCUCAUCACCUCCCCUUUUGCUUUCUACUUUGAAAGGAGGAAAUGGCCCAAGAGAAUCAGCUUCAUGCUUGUUACCCAAUUGGUUCUCAUUUCAUUCGGAGGAGUGACCUUGUUCCAAUCUUUCUUCCUCAAGGGAAUUAACCUCACUUCUCCGGCCUUGGCAACAGCCAUGCCAAACCUUUCUCCAGGCUUGAUUUUCAUCAUUGCUUGGACACUAAGGAUGGAAAGGGUUAGAAUUGGAUGCAUUUAUAGCAAGGUGAAGAUCAUUGGAACGUUGUUGUGUGUUGUUGGUGCCUUAACUAUGAGUUUCAUGCAUAGUAGCACAAUCAAGGAGCCUGCCUUCAUCGCAUCCCCUACUGAUGUUUUCAUCGACAAGGACAAGUUAGUCGGUUGCUUGUACCUCAUGGCUGCAGUUUUUGUGCUCUCUAGCAAUGUCGUGUUACAGGCAACAACGUUGGGUGAUUUUCCAGCACCAAUGUCGUUAUGUUCCAUAACAUCGGUGAUUGGUGUGGUGAUAACUGUAAUUGUGCAGCUUCUUCAAGGCCAGACUUGGGAUGUUUUCUUCCCUCUCGUGGAUGUUAGGGAUCUCGUUGGGUAUUCCUUAGUGGGAGGUGCGGUGGGAGGAGCAUGUGUGAGCUUCAAUGGAUGGGCCAUGAAGAAGAGAGGCCCAGUUUUGGUUGCCAUGUUCAGCCCAAUUGGGACAGUCAUUUCAGUUGUUCUCUCAGUUGUCACAUUGGGAGAGACCAUCAACAUUGGAAGCCUGUCAGGGAUGUUGUUGAUGUUCACGGGGCUCUACUUCUUUUUGUGGGCAAAAGGGAAAGAAGGCUAUUCGGAUGGCGUUGACCCUUUGCAAAGUAGUGAGUUCGACCCACAGAAGCCUCUCCUAAGUUAAACCCACAAAUUUGUUUUUGUUUUACUCAUUCCAAAAAGUGUAAAUUAAUUCGUACGUCUUUUUUCUUCUUUCUUUUUUUGGCGUUUUAAUUUAGGCAUGUAGAGAGGGGGGAAAAUCCAUAACCUUAUCACGGAUGAGAUGAUGGUCAGUUUGUAAUUUGCAUUUUUUUUUUCUAUCUCGGACAAUCAUACUUAAGAUGAUGACGACGGUAACUGCAUACAAAAUCUCCAGCUUAUCUAUUUCAAACAGUCAUUUGUUUAAGUGUGCUUAGUUAUCUACUAUGUAAUUGUUGGAGAAAAGAGUUUAGAAGUCGAGAUUGGUCAUCACAAUCCAAAUCUCACAAGACGCUUGCGUGACUGUAAAAGUCACAACACAUUUAUCUACGAUCGGUAAAUUCCUCUGGAACACUUUAAUAAAAAUAUCCGUAUCGA
Molecule: messenger RNA, 2686 nt
Organism: Linum trigynum
Lineage: Eukaryota; Viridiplantae; Streptophyta; Magnoliopsida; Malpighiales; Linaceae
Source: the annotation of a GenBank genome assembly